Molecule: messenger RNA, 3375 nt
Organism: Toxotes jaculatrix (banded archerfish)
Lineage: Eukaryota; Metazoa; Chordata; Actinopteri; Toxotidae
Gene: nsmaf
Product: neutral sphingomyelinase (N-SMase) activation associated factor
Exons: 31
Coding region: 84-2819 (911 amino acids)
Molecular function (GO): protein binding
Source: RefSeq, a predicted model, not a curated record
GUCACGUGGCUUCCUGCAGGUUUCCGUGUUUACGCGGAUCCGUGGCUGGUUGGAGUUCAGUUUGAGAGGCACAGACUGCAGCCAUGGCUCUUCUAAAGACACAAGAACGGAGCCGAGAAAGAUUCUCCCUCCUGAUGCUGGAUUUGGAGGAGUAUUACUUCGAGCAGCACACUGCGUACCAUGUGACGAGCAGUUCAACAGAGAGAAAAAUCCGAGGCUCGUUUAAGGUCUGUUCCCGAUCGAUCAUAUUCGAUCCCGAGGAUCUCACAGAGCCAAUCCUAAAGAUUCCCCUUCGAGACUGUAAGAAGAUCGAGUUUGUGGAGAAGGAGACCAACCCGUUCAAUGAGCCCAGACCAUCAGCUGUCUCUGUGUCCUGUGGACAGGUGAUUUACAUCAAAGAGGCCAACGUGAUUUCACCGUACAGACAUGAGAGGGGAGCAAAGAAAAUGAGCUUUCAGCUGGAAGUCUGGAGUAAAACCGAAGAUGUUGUUCAAACCUUACUUCAGCUUCACAGAGCGUCCUGUCUGGAAAAGCUUGGAGACCAGACUGCAAUGGUUGCAGCUAAUUUACAGUCACGACUGGCGAGGUCAUCGUUUGACAAAAACUGCUUUCAGAACGUGGCUGAGAAGCCUCACAUGGAGUGUGCCGUGGAGAUGGUCAUGCCUCUGGUGUCCAAUCCAGGCCACGUGUGCAUCACCGACGAAAACCUCUACUUCCAGCCGCUGAACGGAUAUCCGGAACACGUGAUUCAGAUCAAACUGCACAGAGUCAGGAGAAUCUACAAAAGACGGCACGGCCUCAGGCCUCUGGGUCUGGAGGUGUUCUGUACGGAGAAUGACUCCUGCUCCGACAUUUACCUGAAGUUUUACAACACAGCAGACAGAGAUGAAAUCUACUACUACAUCGCCACGUUCCUGGAGAACCACAUGACGGAGCACACAGCAGAGAGCUACAUGCUGCAGUGGCAGCGUGGUCAUCUGAGUAACUAUCAGUAUCUCCUCCACCUCAACAACCUGGCUGACCGCAGCUGCAACGACCUCUCGCAGUAUCCCGUCUUCCCCUGGGUCAUCGCCGACUACGCCAGCUCCCAGCUCGAUAUGACAAACGCUGCCACGUUCAGGGACCUGAGCAAACCCGUGGGAGCCCUGAACAGAGAGCGUCUGGACAGACUGCUGGCUCGGUACAGAGGCAUGCCUGAACCCCGCUUCCUGUACGGCAGCCACUACUCGUCCCCAGGAUACGUCCUGUUUUACCUGGUCAGAGUCGCUCCAGAGCACAUGCUGUGUCUCCAGAACGGCCGCUACGACCACGCAGAUCGCAUGUUUAACAGUAUUGGUGAAACGUGGAAAAACUGCUUAGAGGGAGCGACAGACUUCAAAGAGCUGAUUCCAGAGUUUUAUGGGGACGACUGCAGCUUCCUGGAAAACAAACUGAGACUGGAUUUGGGCAGGAGGCAGAACGGAAGCUUGGUCGGUGACGUCGCUCUCCCACCGUGGGCCUCAGAUGCCAGGGACUUCCUUCAGAAGCACAGGACAGCUCUGGAGAGUCAGUAUGUGUCUGAGCACCUUCAUGAGUGGAUUGACCUGGUGUUCGGCUUCAAACAGAGAGGCAGUGAAGCUGUGGCUGCUCAUAACGUGUUUCACCCUCUGACCUAUGAAGGAGGCAUCGACUGUGACAGCAUCGAGGACCCUGACGAGAGAAUCGCCAUGCUGACGCAGAUCCUGGAGUUUGGCCAGACGCCCACGCAGCUGUUCAGCAGCCCUCACCCUCAGAGGAUCACUCCACGCUUUCAUAACAUCACUCGAAGCUCCAGCCUCAACUCACCUGUCAGUGAACUGUCUCCAGCAUCUCAGAGCGAGGACUCGUCCUUCGAGGACCUGACCGAGGAGAGCAGGAAGCUGGCCUGGGCAAACAUGGGAAACCUGACACUGGUCUCCAGCCACAAGAUCCAUAAAGAGGCUGUGACGGGCAUCGCUGUGACUCGAGACGGAGCGGCCAUUUUCUCCACAUCCCAAGACUCAACCCUUAAGAUGUUCUCCAAAGAGCUGAAGGAGUUCCAGAGGAGCAUGUCGUUCUCUAACAUGGCCUUAUCGUCAUGUCUGAUGCUGGCAGAUGGUAAAACUGUGGUUUGUUCUUCGUGGGACAACAAUGUUUACUUCUACUCCGUCCCGUACGGCAGGCGGCAGGACACGCUGAUGGGCCACGAUGAUGCCGUCAGUGAAAUGUGUUGGUUUGAUGAGCGGCUGUACACGGCGUCCUGGGAUUCCACCGUCAAGGUUUGGCAGUGUGCGUCUGACGGCUCCUCCGGUCACAGGAGAUCCCAGUUUCACUUGCUGGCUGAGUUGGAACAUGAUGCUGGGGUGAACACCAUUGCUCUGAAUCCAGCUGGGACUCUGCUGGUUUCUGGCUGUAAAGACGGGACCGUCACCAUCUGGGACACCAGCAGCUACGAAACACUGCAGCAAGACCACUGCCACGAUGGAACCAUCCACCACACGGCUUUUAGUCCAGACAGCCGACACGUUCUCAGCACCGGAGCAGACUCCUGUAUGAAGGUGACCGACGUGCAGACAGGAAUGGUGAUCUCAACUGUGAAAGCUGAGGAGGAGCAGAGGUGUUUCUGCUGGGACGGGAACUCGGUGCUGAGUGGGGGUCAGUCUGGUGACCUCUACCUGUGGGACCUGCUGAGUAACACAGUCACAGAGAGGAUUGCUGCACACUCAGGUGCUGUCACAGCCAUGUGGAUGAAUGAUCUGUGCACCACAGUGAUCACAGGUGGGGACGACAGACAGAUGAUCUAUUGGAAGCUCCAGAGUUAAACCGCUGUUUCUGCACAGCCUGCUGGGGACACUAAGACGUCCAGUGUGACGCAAUGGACAGCACAGACUCUGAACAGACUCAUUAAAUAGUAGUGAAGAGCUGAAAACGUACUGUAUCACAGGUGCUGCCCUGAACCAGACUACAGCUCGUGCACCACAGUGAGAGGAGUAACAUCAACAGUGUAUAAGCCUUACUUUUCAGCUUAUGUUAGUGUGGAUCAAUUUCCUGUUUAUUAUUUGCUUUAUAUCAUGUUACAGAUUUUUAAAUGAGUGAUCGUGUCUUUAGCUUUAUGUGCAUUUUAUUCUGUUAAGAGGACUCAUACUGUCCGAGCUUCAUGCUGCUCAGGUGUUAGCCUUAGUAAAUAAUGCUUACCUCUGAACAUACACACCUCAGAGAUUCCUGCAGACAGACUGAGAUGACAAGAGAUGUAUGAACCAUCUGUACUGAACUGUCUUUACCAAGUGAAUAAUUAGGGCCCGAGCAUGAAAACUCGUGGAAGUGAAAUUGGAAUGAUUCUUCUUCUUCUUAUUAAACUCAUGCAAAGCCCUAUUGGAA